Molecule: messenger RNA, 1390 nt
Organism: Folsomia candida
Lineage: Eukaryota; Metazoa; Arthropoda; Collembola; Entomobryomorpha; Isotomidae
Product: cyclin-T1
Exons: 8
Coding region: 207-1364 (385 amino acids)
Biological process (GO): regulation of transcription by RNA polymerase II; positive regulation of DNA-templated transcription, elongation
Cellular component (GO): nucleus; cyclin/CDK positive transcription elongation factor complex
Molecular function (GO): cyclin-dependent protein serine/threonine kinase activator activity
Source: RefSeq, a predicted model, not a curated record
UCGGCUUGUCGUUCGCACUGAAAUUCCAAAUUUUAAUUCAUUUGUUGUGUCACAUAUUGACCACUAUCGCGAAUUUAAUUAGCAUUAAUCGUUGCCCAUGUUUUAAUUUUUUGACCGAUUUUACGAGAAGGUAAACAAAGACAGCUAGACUUUUUUCGAGUGAAGGAGAGGACUUGGUCAAUUGACAAAGCUGACAAUUCUGUAUCAUGUCGUCGUCGUCACACAAUGUUGUCGUUUGUGGUGCAAAGCAAGGACCUGUCGCCAAUCUUGAACCGUUACCACCUGCUGUGCCUGUCAUUUCUGGUCGCAGUAGUGGUGGUUCCUCCUGCUUGAUGAAUAUUGCGGCUAUCAGUAUUUCUGCGGAUGAAGAACGACCACGUCCCCCCAAUCCUGGCAAAUGGUACUUUACUAAGGCUCAGAUCAAUGAUACCCCGUCGCGUAGGCUUGGAAUGAGUUGGAAAACAGAAAUUGAACUUCGACAAGGAGGCGCUUGUUUUAUUCAGAAGUUGGGGAAUAAAUUACAAGUGAAUCAAAUUUGCAACGAUACUGCAAUAGUCUUCAUGCACAGAUUCUACAUGUGCCACCCAUUUGAACAUUUUCCUGUGGAGUCCAUCUCUAUUGCGACCAUCUUCGUGGCGGCCAAGUUGGAAGAACAACCCCGUAAAAUGGAACAUGUUAUCAAAGUCGCUCACAGUAUUCUACUCAAUAAAGGAUCGGUGGUCACCCAAACGGCAGAGACGUAUCGCAAAAUGUGCGAAGACCUUUGCACAAAUGAAAAUAUCAUCUUGAUGACUCUCGGGUUCGAUUUUACAGUUGACCAUGCCCGCACACAUGUCAUCCAAGCAUGUAAACUUGUUCGAGGUUGGACACAUAAUAUCUCGAGUAAGGAGUUGGGUACAGCUUCGUUCUCUUUGGUGACAAAAUUACUACUCAUGACCACCAUGUGCGUUCAAUAUCGCCCCACGCUUAUCGCAGCAUUGGCAAUUUACGUUGCAUGCAAAUGGUCAGGGUGGCAGAUAUCUCGCUCCAAGGAGGGGCGAGACUGGUGGUUAUAUAUUGACCCAAGAUGUACGCAGCCCGAUUUGGAGAAACUAACACACGAAUUUUUGCACGUUUAUGACCGAGUUUCACCCGUCAUGCGACAAAGGGUUGAGAACCUUACGCAAAUUUGUAAGAGCGAGGGCGACUCACCCAACCAAAAUAGUCAAAGGAGUGAGUCUGGUAGUAGUCAAAAUAGUCAAGGACGAAAGAGAACCGCUUUGGCUGCAUGUUUGGUUAACCCUCCAUCCGAGCCCUUAGGAAAAAGUGCAUCGGUCGCUACUUCUUCAUUUACAUCCGCAGCUUCUUACAAUUUCAAUAAAUAGUUAAUAAAUUUCGACAUGCACGCUUA